AUGCCUCUGGGGAUGAAGAUCUUUUACUCGGCUACGAUGCCUCUGGGGAUGAAGAUCUUUUACUCGGGUACGAUGCCUCUGGGGAUGAAGAUCUUUUACUCGGGUGGGAACUUACACAUUCUGUCUGAGACUGAGCAGCUCAAGGCUUACCUGACCUUCAAUGGAGGUGUCAUCAGAUCUACACAGAGCUCUACUGAUGCUGCUAUGAUUGAUGAGUGUAAGCAAAUGUCUAGUAUCAUUAUUCUCCUAGCUAAUGAAGGAGCGCACCCGUCUACGGCUGACGUCCAUCUGUGCUCCAGCUACACCACCCAUCCAUGGCUUCUUGGGGAGGCUGAAUACAUAGUGAAGUUUGAGGUUCUGGCCAAAAACAGCUCAGCUCAUCACAUGUCAUUGUACGGCUGCGGGGGAGAGCCAGCCAGGAACGCUGAUGUAUGGAAGUGUCCUGGUGUCUGUCAGCAGGGCGUAUCAGAAGUGUUCCUGUUUACCUGGGCUCACGGUGCCCCAUCCACAUCUCUGCCAGACGACGUUGGUUUUAAAGUCGGGAGAGGAACCGGGAUCCAAACACUCGUGUUGCAGACUCACUACCCGCAUUCCUUUAACGAAUCUGCACCGACAGACUUCUCCGGAAUCCGCAUCUAUGUAACAUCAGAACGACAGACAUACGCAGCCGGGGUAUAUUUACUGGAGAGUAUACGGUUUACCAUACCGCCGAAUACAGCCAAUGCGCAUGUCGAUGUGAGCUGUACCUACCACGAACCACACCCGAUGUACCCUUUCGCCUACAGAACUCACUCUCACGGUCUAGGGAAGGUGAUCACUGGCUACCUGUUCAACCACACGUGGCAUGAGAUCGGCAAGGGCAACUCAUUAGGGCCUCAGACAUUUUAUCCUGUCAGUGGCAGUUAUAUUGUAAAGUCUGGCGACGAACUGGUUGCCCGAUGUACCUACGACUCCCGAGGUCGCGACACAGUUACCAACACCGGACGUAAAGAAUCGGAGGAGAUGUGCAAGUUCUACAUGAUGUACUACACCAACCCAGCGUGGACAUAUCUCCGGGGCACUGUAUGACGAACCAGCAUCCUGAACGUCUACAGACCCCUCCCUGGCCACGUCCCUCUGUCCCCAGCACCGACAGUGGACGACCUGACACACAAGGACAGUUACCAUCAGCAGCCCUCCACGGAAGCUGGGACAGAGGAGAGCACAGUAAAGACGGUAACCCCAGCCGUUCCUCCUCCUCCCUUUGGUGGUUGAUGCUUCCUGGCCAGCACACAAUCUGACCUUUGGGCAAAGUAGUGGGCGUGGCCACAGACAGGACGGCAACGUGUACAUCUUCCACAGGGAUCAAGGACGUGGACAGCUGGAACAUUUGACAAAGACAACAGAAUGGUGUCCCCAACGCCAAUACCCGAGGACGUCAUCUUGGUUGUCAACCGACAAGGGAAGCUGAUGAGAAAGUUCGGCAGAAACCAGUUCUACCUGCCUCACGGUAUCGAGGUGGACUCCCGGGAAACAUCUGGGUCACCGACACAGGACUGCACCAGGUGAUGAGGAUACCCCCGGGUGGCACGCUGCCCGACAUGGUGCUGGGGGAGCGGCUGGUGCCGGGUAACGACACGGGACACUUCUGUCAGCCUGCGGACGUCGCUGUUCUGGAGUCCGGGGACUUCUACGUGGCUGACGGGUUUUGUAAUGGCCGUAUUGUGAAGUAUUCCAGCAAUGGCACCUUCAUGACCCAGUAGCCGUCCGGCCGACAUCAACGAUGAGGGAAAGUGUUGCUGUGACAAAGAGUCGCCGGGAAUAUUCGACAUCGUGCCGAGCAUCACCGUGGCCGAGGACAGGGGGCUGGUCUGUGCGGCUGACUGUAUGCACGGCCGAAUACAGUGCUUUCAUCUGGACGGGGGGUUUCGCUUCAUCGUCAGCAGUAAACAGAUGGGGCCGUAUGUGCUGGCCACGGAAUACUGUCCUCUCCAUGGGGGAAUCCUGUUUGUCGUGAAUGGGCAUGACUCACGUAAGAAAGCGCCGGCAGUCUACGGCGUCACCGUUGCCAUAGAUACAGGAGAGGUGGUGCAGCAGUGGGAUACCCUUGAUGGUCCUCAGAGCCCCCACGAUGUGACGGUUGACUCCACGGAUCACGACCUGUAUGUGGGAGAACUUAGCCCGGGUAAAGUGUGGCGUCUCAGUAUGAAUAAUCGUGAAGAAUCAGUUGCAAAGGGGAAUCACGUGACCCUAAUCGUGGUGGCUGUGUUGAUCACGUUGCCGGUUGUCUGUGUCGUCAUUGGCCUCGCCAUCAGCAGUUUCAUUGAUUCAGGGUAUUUGUCCUGUUCGAGGUGCAGGAAGUCUUUCAGUGUUGUUGGCAAGUCUCACCGGGGGUUCACGCUGUUGGCCAGCGAAGAUGAUGAGUUCUGUUCAUGUGACGAAUGACGGUGUUACUUUGAAAUGAACACACGAUAACCCACAAUG
This is a messenger RNA of Haliotis rubra (blacklip abalone), 2463 nucleotides long. Its product is annotated as peptidyl-glycine alpha-amidating monooxygenase A-like. The transcript is spliced from 25 exons. The coding region runs from base 1 to 1068 and encodes 355 amino acids. The record is from RefSeq and is a predicted model, not a curated record. Gene Ontology annotation, biological process: peptide metabolic process. Gene Ontology annotation, cellular component: membrane; extracellular region. NCBI's taxonomy places the organism in Eukaryota, Metazoa, Mollusca, Gastropoda, Lepetellida, Haliotidae. Gene Ontology annotation, molecular function: copper ion binding; oxidoreductase activity, acting on paired donors, with incorporation or reduction of molecular oxygen, reduced ascorbate as one donor, and incorporation of one atom of oxygen.